CUCGCUUAUCAAUGGCUAUUGUGUGACAGUUGCUGGUGUGAACCUGCAGGCAUCGCCAUUCUCAUUCUCAUUCUUAUUAUGAUGCUCAGCAGCCUUUCUCAAUCUCAUACACAUUGUCAUUUGGCUGGCUCUAAUCGUUCGCUAAGCUGUUUGGAAAACGAGGCAGCAGCAGUAGAACACAACUUUUGAUUAUUAGAUCGCGCAACAAAAGCACACAAAAGAGUUGAGAGAGAGAGAGAGAGAGAGAGACGCUUCUUCCGUUGCUGUUGCUGUUGUUGUUGCUGUAGUGGCUGCUAUCUGCAGUUUCCUAGGAAAGCGACAAACAAACAAGCCAAAAACUAAAAUCUUGACCACGUUUGCGAACGCAUCCGGCGAGCCUGAAACUUACACGUCUGCAGUCGUGUAAUAUGCAAACUAGACGGCGAUAACUGUACAGAUAAGCGUACAGCAAACCACACACACAAAAACGUACGUGUACAAAUUGCAGACACUGGUAGUAAAUGCAAUUUAUGUUGCAGGCAAGAUCCAGGAGCAAGAUCUCUCUAUGGCGAGGGUGGUAACAUGAGCAGGGGAGAGAGAUGGUAGAGACAGGUAAGCACUUUACUACCUGUGAUUCCAGUGUCAACACUUUGGCAGUAAAAACUUUUCGCGACGCCAGCUGUCAUCAGGGAUUAGCGGGUAAACGUUAGGUAAUCCCUUUUUUCGGGUCAGUUCGCAAAGGACGAAAUAUUCUCGCUAAUCCCUCACCUGUGGAACUAUCCUUACUACCUGUUGCAAUAUAUAAACUGCAACUUCUGAGCUAAGUCAUCACAGUCAUCCGACAAUCAUCAACCGAGCAACAUCUCAACUCAGAGCAACAGUUCUUCAACCGUUCAAACAUCUGAAUCAAGAUCAAAGUUCAAACAACAAGUUAUACAAAUUUGUGAAAUACCAAAAGUGUUCUAGUAAAAUCUAAAACAAGUUACUUUAUCAAACACCAAAUAAACAAACACCAACUAAUUUCAACAUGCUGCAAAACACCAAGUUCUACAAGCACGCUUUGGAUGCCCAGAAGAGGCAAUUGCCCGAUCCAUUGCCACCAAACUACAUUGACAACCUGCACGAGAUCUUCUUCGAGCAGAUCUUUGAGCGCAUCGAUUAUCUCAGCGAUCAGGUGAGAAUGGCACGUGCCUAUCCUCAAUUCCUGCCUCAGAUCCUGAAGAUGUGGCAGAAGCGUUGGCAUUACUGCAUCGUUGGCCCAAACACCGCAUUCUUGGGCCUGCUCGACAUCGAAGACUAUGUCUUCUUCAUGGAACAAAUGUCGCCCUACUUCACCGAGCUGCAUGUGCAUGAGGAUGGCGUUGGCGCCUUUGCCGAGUUCUACGAUUACAUCACACAUUUGUGCGACAUCAGCAUCAUGCGAUUCCCCAGCGUUGAGAGCUGUGUCCUCGCUGGCAAUCCAACCACAAUGUGCGAUGAGGACGUUCGUGAUCUGACUGCAAUGCUGCCCAAUCUGAAGCGUCUCACCAGCUGCAUGAAUCUCUCUGGUGCCCAUAUGCGUGGCUUCAGGAAGCUGGAACAAUUGGCAUUCAAGUCGAUGUACCAUUCAGUUCCUUUGGACAGCCGCUGGAUGCAGGAGAUCUGCCUAAGCAUGACAAACUUACGCGUCUUGGACAUCACGGAUUCCUUUGACAGUCAUGUGCGCCUACACGACAUCAAGCUGCCCAACCUGGAGGUACUCAAGAUCAAUCUGAGCACAGUGGAGAAUAUGGUGCCACAGAUACUGCAGCUGCCCAAGCUACGCAAAUUGGCAGUGCGAUUCGAUGACUCCCGCCAACUGAACGCCGACCAGGAGACCAUCUUCCAGCAGAUUAUCGUGGCGAAGAGUGAAUGCAUCACAAGGAUUGCACUGAACAAUGAGGUCAUCCAAUUGCCUGCCCGCUGGCAAAACAGUCUGCUGCUGGAGCUGCCCAAGCUGCGAGCUCUGGUCUGCGAGAAUUGGAAUCAUGAUGUGUUCUUCCUGGAUAGCAAGCACAUUCCCUGCCAUCAGAUGCAGGUGCUCAGCUUCAGUGGCUGGGAGAUUGUGCGCGAAAAUCAAAUGAUGGAAUUGGUUGCCGAAUGCCCGCAGCUGACACAACUCGCUCUCAAUGCCUAUCACAGCAACACCGACAAGCUGCAGAAGCUGGUGAACAUUCGUGCCUACGAGCGCAACCCGAAGCCGUUGCAAGUGUUCAGCGAUAUGAUGUGGAGCCAUCUGCAUCCCAACGAGUUCCAGUACUGGCAUCGCGACAACAAAUACGUGCAGGUGACCUGCGAUGGCAGCGACUACGAGUACCAGGAGGAUGGAUUCGAGUUUGACUUUGUCUAAAGGCCUCAAACUCACUUUAAUUGUACAUAUAACCCUUGGCAUAUUGUCUUGUAAAUAUUUGAUAAUAAAAAAAACAAAAACAAAAAUGAAACGCAACAGCUCUUUUUCUUUCUACAUCUCUUCCUUGCGAAAGUCUUUUGGUGUUCGCUUAUUUAUACUCAUUGCAGCGCUUUAGGGCCCCAUCGUCUGGCAAAUGGAAAAAUCAACACAUUUUAUGGCCAGUCCAAGAGAUUUAACUGUGCUUUGGGCCCAGACAACAACCACAGACAACUGGUUGCCAGCUCUAUUGGCAUUGGCACACAGCAACAACAACAACAACGGCAGCAACUGCAUGACCUCCACUCACUUGGCCAGUUCAUUUUGUAAAACAUAAAUUAUUUGAUUUGAUUGAGUCGGAAAAUGAGUUCGCAAAGUGCCCAAAGCGUUUGAGACUCUCGCAACCAACAAGACUCGCCGCUUGAGUGGCCACCACAUCCACCACUUGGCCACAUACUCACUACUCCAGGGUUGGGCCUGGCUCAAUCUUGUGUUUUCACAUAUGUGGGAAUAUAGGCAUGGAAAAUGCAACAUUGUUAUGGCAGUUACUCAACACCAAUUGCCAACAAUAA
Molecule: messenger RNA, 2955 nt
Organism: Drosophila sulfurigaster albostrigata
Lineage: Eukaryota; Metazoa; Arthropoda; Insecta; Diptera; Drosophilidae
Gene: bard
Exons: 1
Coding region: 1007-2347 (446 amino acids)
Source: RefSeq, a predicted model, not a curated record